GCCUGAUGGGGUCCAGCUUAGGGCCCCAGAUUCCCCACUGAUGCUCUAUCCAGGAUGGGUGUCCCCAGCAUCGUGGGACCUGGAUUUGUGUGUACCGGGGUGGUUCCCAGGCCAAGAGGGUCCCUCCGGCAGUCCCUUAGUGCCCUCGUUUUGCAUGAGGACCCCCCUCGGAUGCUCUGAGCCACCCUCCUCAACCCGGAUCUAAAACCCGGGACACAGCUAUCAGGCCAGCCUCUCUCUCCACCCCACCCCCUCUUUCUGGCGUCCAUCCCCUCCCCAACACCACCUCUGCUGCUGCCUCUGGCUGUGGACCUGCACCUCUUCCCCAUCCCCGCCAGGCCCGGGGAGCGGGGUGAGCCUGGAUGAGAGCCCCCCCAAUCUGGGGCUCUCCCAGGCCAUGGCCCGUGUGCUCCCAGGGAGGAGCCCCGGACCCUGAGCAUCUGCUGGAGGCUUGGCAGAGGCCCCGCGGGGACCGUGUCUUCUGAGGACAAAAGGCGGCGGCCAGCAGGCAGACGGAGGGGGCGGUGGGGGGAGUAGGGGGACCGGCAGCCAGGCAGGCAGACGGGUAGCAGGGGCCAGCACUGGCCCCCCUCCCAGCUUGGCAGUAGCAUGAAGAUGGGGGUGGGAGUGUAUAGUGGAGGAAGCACCUGCCGGGACCCCCACCUGCCAGCUAGUUGGGCACCCCAAGGCUGUGUGCUGCCCACCUGGUGUUCCCCAACACCCCUAGCCCUACCCAGUGCACCCCUCCGGUGCCUGCUUUCCCUGAUGCCUGCGAUUUAGACCAGCCCGGCUGUAUCCACGGCAACAGAAGCAGAAGUGUCACUGGCGGCCAGAUCACUGAGGGUCCCACAAUGUGGCCGGGGCUGUGAUUUACCUGGGUGAGACAGCUUGAGUCCCCAUCGUGGAUUCUAAGACAUCCCUGCUGAGAGAGCCCAGGUAGCAGAGUUUUGCUCACUCACCACUGAAGAUGUUGCCGAUUCCCAGCUAGAGGGAGGAAGUCACUGUAGGGCUAAAGGACGGUGCAAUGUAGCAGGACAACUCAUGGAGCCCCCCGGGCCCAUCGAGUACCAGACUGGCUGACCCCGUAGGGUUGGCAGUAGCCCCUGACCCUCAGUAUGGCCAACACCACCGGAGAGCCUGAGGAGGUGAGCGGCGCUCUGUCCCCGCCGUCUGCAUCGGCUUAUGUGAAGCUGGUACUGCUGGGACUGAUUAUGUGUGUGAGCCUGGCGGGCAACGCCAUCUUGUCCCUGCUGGUGCUCAAGGAGCGUGCCCUGCACAAGGCUCCUUACUACUUCCUGCUGGACCUGUGCCUGGCCGAUGGCAUACGCUCUGCCGUCUGCUUCCCCUUUGUGCUGGCUUCUGUGCGCCACGGCUCUUCAUGGACCUUCAGUGCACUCAGCUGCAAGAUUGUGGCCUUUAUGGCCGUGCUCUUUUGCUUCCAUGCGGCCUUCAUGCUGUUCUGCAUCAGCGUCACCCGCUACAUGGCCAUCGCCCACCACCGCUUCUACGCCAAGCGCAUGACACUCUGGACAUGCGCAGCUGUCAUCUGCAUGGCCUGGACCCUGUCUGUGGCCAUGGCCUUCCCACCUGUCUUUGACGUGGGCACCUACAAGUUUAUUCGGGAGGAGGACCAGUGCAUCUUUGAGCAUCGCUACUUCAAGGCCAAUGACACGCUGGGCUUCAUGCUUAUGUUGGCUGUGCUCAUGGCAGCUACACAUGCUGUCUAUGGCAAGCUGCUCCUCUUCGAGUAUCGUCACCGCAAGAUGAAGCCAGUGCAGAUGGUGCCAGCCAUCAGCCAGAACUGGACAUUCCAUGGUCCUGGGGCCACCGGCCAGGCUGCUGCCAACUGGAUCGCUGGCUUUGGCCGUGGGCCCAUGCCGCCAACCCUGCUGGGUAUCCGGCAAAAUGGGCAUGCAGCCAGCCGGCGGCUACUAGGCAUGGACGAGGUCAAGGGUGAAAAGCAGCUGGGCCGCAUGUUCUACGCGAUCACACUGCUCUUUCUGCUCCUCUGGUCACCCUACAUCGUGGCCUGCUACUGGCGAGUGUUUGUGAAAGCCUGUGCUGUGCCCCACCGCUACCUGGCUACUGCUGUUUGGAUGAGCUUCGCCCAGGCUGCCGUCAACCCGAUUGUCUGCUUCCUGCUCAACAAGGACCUCAAGAAGUGCCUGAGGACUCACGCCCCCUGCUGGGGUACAGGAGGUGCCCCGGCUCCCAGAGAACCCUACUGUGUCAUGUGAAGCAGGCUGGUAGGCAGACAGGCAGAGAGAAGUUCAUGGCCACCGUGAUGGGGCCAAUAGCAAGGGAGGGGUAGGGGCCCAUACAGGAGUCCUCCUUUCUGAGCUCCAGCCCCAGCCCCUCGAACCACCUGUAAUCUAGGCACCUUUGCCAACACCUCCCAAGGAUGGAGGACUGGGCGAGGGACUGGGAAAGAGGCAUAUUUAGUUUUGUGGGGCCUAUCUCCGCUGCCUCCUUCUCCACUUCUACAAUCUCAUUCCCUCUCUCUCUCUCUCUCUCUCUCUGUCUCUCUCUCUCUCUCUCAGACGUGACAAUUCAGAAAAAGAAAAGAAAACUGAGAAUGCAGGUUUUUCUACUAACAGCUGAGGAGACAGGCUUUCUUACUUUAAUGUCUCUCCUUCUGACACUGUCCAGAAGGGAGAAAUUUGUCCUGUAAAAUAGACUUCCAGAGCUCUUUUGCCCCCUCUGCCACCACGCACCCUCCCCUUCCAAGUCCUUUAGCAAGGCCUGGAUGUUUAGGGAGAAAGUGGUCCAAGGCUGCUGACAAGAGGGACCAAAGGGGGUGUUGGGUUCCCAGGGAGCAGGGAUGUUUAAUUACUAUGUCAUGUGCAAUGUUGUUUUAGGCCAACCCUUGCCCCAAGCCCAGUCUCCUCUCCCUCCCCACCAUGUCCAGACCUUCCAAAUGGUUCUUGUGCAUCUGUUGGAGAAGUCAAGGGAGUAGGGAGAAGGGCCCCAAGGAUGGGCCCAGGUUAGGUGAAGAGUAGGAUGUGAGCUGAACUCCUCGAAUUGAAGAGACCUACACUUGGUCACAUUCUCUCACGCUGCCUUCAGGAUCCCCAGCCCCCAACUCUUCUUCCUGAGGAUGGAAAUCCACUCCAGCCCCACUAGGACUGAUGUGGGUGCCAUACAGACAGGAGCGGCCCACCAGGAAAGUGUAGGGAGGAAGCUGAAUAUCCCAGAGUAGCUGGACCACAAAGACUUGGGUCAGAGCCAAUUUCAACCCCAAAAUUGUCUCUUGGGUUCACCCUACUCUUCUGAAAAUGAAAAUUUGUUUGGGGCCUUGGUAACCGAUAGUGGUACAAACUCCAAGGCACUGUGGACUUGAGUCCAUUCCUAUCUGACCUCUUUUUGUCCCCCUCAAGCCUCAAGGGCCUCAAGCCCCUCCUUAGUAGCCCUUGGCCGACCGGGCCCUGAGCCCCAAACAUCCUUUUUCCCAACGACCCUCCUUCCCCUUCCUUCCCCCACCCUUACCUACACCCAAAGUGGAGCAGACUGCAGCCAGAUUCUCCAGGUGGGAGAUCCAAGCCUCCCUCCCGGGGGUGGAGUCCACUCUGGGCUUACUUUGAGGCCUGUUCUGUGGAUUGGUGAGCCAAGCUGGCACUCCUUGCCCUGGUCUUACCUAGGUUCUCUGUCCCCCUCUCACUUCCUGUGGGGCCGGAAUCUGUAUUUAUCCAUCCCCCUUUCCCUUCUUUAUAGAAGUCCCUGUCCUAAACUCCCUCCCUACCCCAAGAGAGCCCCAGAACUGGGGAAGCCUGACCCAUACAGAAUGGGGAGGGCACUCUAGGCAGGAGAGACAUUAAUGAGCCUGGCUGCGGAGUGGCCCUGGAAAGGCAGGCCAGAGUGGCUGAGAGGCCGGGAGUGGGGGAGCCUGUUCUCUCAGCGAUAGUGAUGGGGGUGCCUUUCCGAGGGGGUGGGGUGGGAAGACCAAGGGGGUGGGGGGUAGAUAGGGUACAUUCAGGAGGGUUUUCCUCCAUUUCUUUUUUCUAACUGCCUGGAUUCACCAUUGGAUUUUGUAAAUGGAAAAACUGAAAUGAACAAUGCUAUAUUGGAUGUUUUCUCUUUCUGACUGUGUGUGUGUGUGUGUGUGUGUGCAUGUGUCCUGUCUGUGUGACCACAUGUGGAGAGACAUGAUUGAGUGAUAGUGUGUGUCUGUGUGACUUUGUGUGGGGAGGCACUCCUGAGGAAAACUUGCCCGGUGCACACACGUAAGCAAAUGCCUGUAUAUGGGGACAUAUACAGCAUGUGCAUGCAUGCACACACACAAACACACACACACACACAUACCACAGUUGAGAGGAGACAAACUAGAGUAUGUGCCCAUGGUAGGAAGUAGAGUGGUCAAUAGAUGGAUCUUGGAAACUGUACAUAGGUAGGUAGCAAGAGGGUAGAUUCCCAUCUCACAAGAUGGGUCUCCCUUGGCCCAGGCCCUGAGCACUGGAGGGCUGGGGCCGCCAGAGUACUUGAGAACCUCAUCUCCUCACAAAGCCUGUAGCUCCAUCUCAACCCCGUCUCAGUCUCCUUUCCAAACUCAAACAAGGUGUUCCUAAAAUUGGACCACCAUGGAGAAUGGGGACUGGGAAUUGAGGAUCAAAUACGAGUGAAAGUGAUGGGAUUAGGAAAUGCCCCUCACAAAGUAAUGGCUUCUGGAAGGACUGCUCAGUCUGGGAUGGGAGCCCUUCCUAGGGGCCACUGUAUGCAGCUGGGACUUUGGUCAGCUUUGACCAAAUUUAGAGGGAGGGAUGUCAUGGGGAAAAAAAACCCAAGCCCAGGAGUCUACCCAGCCAGCCUGCUCCCUAGACAGUGAAUUUACUAUCUAUUUAUUCUCUCAGGUGCACAGAAUUGAGUUGACCAUACUCCUCAGUUCUUGGCACACUGUAUCAUCAUUGGUCCAUGUGAGGCCCUUUUAUUUUUUUGUCUUCAGUUUUGUCCCCUUCAUCACCCAUUCCUGAUCCCAUCCUCCCCACCCGCUACAUAGGCACCCACUCUCGUGUAUUUAACGUAUGUCCGUCCAAUCCACCGUUCAUGUGUUCAUUUACAUAUAUGUGUAUCUGUGAAAAAUGUAUGGUAUUGCUGUGUGUUUUAAUUUACAUAAACAGUAUUGUACUAUAAA
Messenger RNA from Cercocebus atys (sooty mangabey), 5125 nucleotides. It is a transcript of the gene GPR173, whose product is annotated as G protein-coupled receptor 173. The record is from RefSeq and is a predicted model, not a curated record. Gene Ontology annotation, biological process: G protein-coupled receptor signaling pathway. Bases 1116 to 2237 code for a protein of 373 amino acids. Gene Ontology annotation, molecular function: G protein-coupled receptor activity. Lineage: Eukaryota; Metazoa; Chordata; Mammalia; Primates; Cercopithecidae. The transcript is spliced from 3 exons. Gene Ontology annotation, cellular component: plasma membrane.